UGAGGCAGAGCCCCAAAGCCAAGUGGCGCGGAGACCGGCACGGACACCAUGUCCCCCCUGCUGCUCAUCCUGGUCGCGCUGGCCGGGCGCUGCCAUGGGUCCUGGUACACGCGCGCCACCGCGGCGCCGCCCAGCCUCGUCCAGGAGGUCCCGGACACCCUCAACGCGGACGGCGACAUCGACCCCGGCGCACCGCUGUUCCUCACGCCCCUCAUCGAGAGCGGCAACGUGACGGGGGCCCAGCGCGCCGCCCAGGUCAAGCCAUUCGCCGGCAACGUCCAGAGCUAUGCCGGCUUCCUUACCGUCAACAAGGCCCUGGACUCGAACAUGUUCUUCUGGUACUUCCCCGCCGAGAACCAAGCCCCGGACGCCCCCGUGGUGCUGUGGCUGCAGGGCGGACCAGGCGCCAGCUCGCUGUACGGCCUCUUCUCCGAGAACGGGCCCUACGAGAGCCAGAACGGCAAGGUGACGCUGCGGAAGUACUCGUGGAGCAAGCAGUACAACCUGCUGUACAUCGACAACCCCGUCGGCUCGGGAUACAGCUUCACCGGUAGCGACGAAGGGUACACCCGCAACCAGACCCAGGUGGGCCGCGACCUGUACUCCGCGGUGGUCCAGUUCUACCGGAUGUUCCCCAAGCUGCAAGGCAGGGCCUUCUUCAUCACGGGGGAGUCGUACGCCGGCAAGUACGUGCCCGCCCUGGGCUACGCCAUCCACACCAACAACCCCAAGGCCGCGGCGUCGGACCGCAUCAACCUGCAGGGCCUGUUCAUUGGCAACGGCUUCACCGACCCCGAGAACAUGAUGAAGUACAGCGACCUGACGUUCCAACUCGGCCUGGUGGACGCCGCCGGCAGCGCGGCGCUCAAGGCCAGCGAGGACCGCAUCGUGGCGCUAAUCCAGCAGCGCCGCUGGCUCGACGCCUUCAUGGAGAAUGACCGCAUGAUGGGCGGCGACCUCAUCUCCUACCCGACGCUGUUCAAGAACCUGACGGGCUUCGACUUCUACUUCAACUUCCUGUACACCAAGGACCCCGACCGCAGCGACGGCACGCAGCUGGUGCAGUCGGCCUGGGCGCGGCGCGCGCUGCACGUGGGCAACUCGACGUGGGACCACAGCGAGGUCGUGGAGGGCCACCUGCGCGAGGACAUGCUGCAGUCCGUGGCGCCCUGGCUGGCCGAGCUGCUGGAGCACUAUCGCGUCAUGGUGUACAACGGGCAGCUGGACAUCAUCGUGGCCUACGCCCUCACCGACAACUACCUCUCCAAGCUCAAGUGGUCCGGGGCGGAGGAGUUCCGGCGCGCCCCCAGGAAGAAGUGGGUGUCCAAGGGGGAGCUCGCGGGCUACGUCAAGCAGGCCGGCAAGCUGAGCCAGGUGCUGGUGCGUGACGCGGGGCACAUGGUGCCCGCCGACCAGCCGCGAUGGGCCAUGGACCUGCUCAACAGGUUCAUCGCCAACAAACCCUUCUAGACCUGGGAAUUCCCUCGCUAUCCCCGCUGGCCUCGGGCUGGCCAGCCUCUGGCUUGUCCACGCAAACUUGAAAAUAUACAUGCCUCAGGAACAUCAGUUGCAUCAGCCGAUUAAAAAUGUUCCCCACGAUAAUGUUCUAGUACUACUCGCUUUCCCGCUAAUAAAAUAAUAUCAGUAACUAUUUUAACAUUCAA
Molecule: messenger RNA, 1664 nt
Organism: Thrips palmi
Lineage: Eukaryota; Metazoa; Arthropoda; Insecta; Thysanoptera; Thripidae
Product: venom serine carboxypeptidase
Exons: 4
Coding region: 49-1470 (473 amino acids)
Biological process (GO): proteolysis
Molecular function (GO): serine-type carboxypeptidase activity
Source: RefSeq, a predicted model, not a curated record